AUGACGACGAUGACGUGCAGCCAAUACAAAGAGACGGCGGAAGGAGUCGGUGGCGGGCUCGUUGGGGCGGAUGCGUGCUCCGCAUUGGCGGAGGGCCAGUUCGGCUUGACAAUCGACUGCCUGCAGGAGUGCCAAGACUGCUGCGAGGAGGACCCGUGCGACAGGAAAUGCUGCGAUAACUACGAGGUCCUCUCCUCCAAGUACAGAAACGUAGACUUCAAGAGCAGCUCAGGCUACCAGAGCUAUCAUGGGCCGGGCGUCUCAAAGGAAGCGGUCGAAGAGGGGCACUGUCGUACUCGCAACGGCCAAGUGUUGGUAAACACAAAUCAGGUGGUCAACGAUGCCGACGAUCCCGAUGGAAGCGCCUAUCACGACCCGCGGAAUUCCCCGGGUUGCUGUGACCAGCACUACAGGUGGUGGAACACUCAGCCAUGGAUUGGGUGGUGCGAGUGGAAGGGGAGCAACUGGUAUCGAUUCAUGGGCGAGGCAGGACACAAGAUCGCGGAGGCAGGUGAUCCCAUUGGAGACAGCGACAUGCAUACGGCCACCUGCAAUACCGUGCACUCGUACGGGAUGCUUGGAGGCCACCCACGAACGUAUAAGCAGGAGGUGACAAGACAACUCUACAGUGCGUGGCCCAACAACGGCGGGGGCGGGUACACCACCCAGUCUUGGGCUCGCAUCAAGGUCCAACGUUGCCCUGGCGAUUUCUUCAUCUACCACCUCAAUGAUGUGCCCAUUUGUUACCUUGGCUACUGCGGUUCCUCUAAUCCACCGUCGUUUGAGUGA
This is a messenger RNA of Emiliania huxleyi CCMP1516, 789 nucleotides long. RefSeq lists its product as hypothetical. The record is from RefSeq and is a predicted model, not a curated record. The coding region runs from base 1 to 789 and encodes 262 amino acids. The transcript is spliced from 2 exons. NCBI's taxonomy places the organism in Eukaryota, Haptophyta, Isochrysidales, Noelaerhabdaceae.